AUGACAAAUGAUGACGACGACCAACAUGGUCUGAUCAUUUUAGGCAACUCAGGAGUAGGCAAAAGUUUUCUUGGCAAUAUACUUCUUGGUCGUGAUGCUUUUGUGCACGACUUUAGUUCAAGUUCAGUUACACACACCACUGAAUUUCAAGAAAUGGAACUAGGACAUGAUACUUUGGCCAUUUUCAAUAUUCCUGGCCUGAUCGAAGCUGAGCAAGAACGUAUCGAUUUGAAUAAAAAGGAAAUUGACAAAGCUUUUGCACAACGACCCAAUUCAAUAGUUAUGUUCGUAUUUGGUCAACAAGGUGGUCGUAUGAGAGAAGAAGAUGUGGUUGCUUUCAAUGCCAUUAAUGCAGCGUAUCCAUUUCGACCUGAAUCACUUGUUCUCGUUGUCAAUGGCUUACCAAAAGACCGGCCACCGAAGUAUGAAGGCACAACUCUUGUUCUUCUUCAGCAGCUUCUGACUGGUGUGUCUGUCAACAGUCAUAAUUUGUGCUUCUUAGACCAAAUUGACAAAAAAGACGUAAAAGAAAAACAACGUUUAAAGGAACAACUUUUACAAGUAAGAUUUCAAGGUUCGAUAAGAAGUUAUUCUAUUCUUAUGGAACUCUAUAACUAG
Molecule: messenger RNA, 618 nt
Organism: Adineta steineri
Lineage: Eukaryota; Metazoa; Rotifera; Eurotatoria; Adinetida; Adinetidae
Source: the annotation of a GenBank genome assembly